Molecule: messenger RNA, 6070 nt
Organism: Octopus sinensis (East Asian common octopus)
Lineage: Eukaryota; Metazoa; Mollusca; Cephalopoda; Octopoda; Octopodidae
Product: ubiquitin carboxyl-terminal hydrolase 3-like
Exons: 15
Coding region: 510-2033 (507 amino acids)
Biological process (GO): protein deubiquitination
Cellular component (GO): cytoplasm
Molecular function (GO): zinc ion binding; cysteine-type deubiquitinase activity
Source: RefSeq, a predicted model, not a curated record
AUCACAUGACCCGCUAAGACGGCGGCGAACGUACCGCGCAAACAAGUUUAUCCGCACAAUAGUCUAGAUCGGUGUCGACACUAAAAUCCUGAAAAGUAAAACCGACGAAAAAACUAUCUGAUAGUUACAAUGGAACUGCUUAAUAAUAAUAAGAAUAUUUAAACAUUCGUUCUUAACAGAAAUUCAAGCUGUUAAUAAUUUUCUUUUUAAAGAAAUACUUUAGUGUUAGUCAUAUGCGCAUUAUUCUCACUCCCGUUGACCCGAGUGAAGAGGUGGAGGCUGUACGUACAUGACCGGGAGGUAGUUGAUUCAAGAAGGUUUACGUUAUAUUUACACACGCAUACACAUAUAUGUAUAUAUGUAUGUUUAUACAUAUAAAUAUGUACAUAUAGACUGUGAAAGAGGAUUGCGAUUCUCUUUAAGAUUUUUGAAAGUUAAAAAAAAAAAAGCGUCCCCCCCUCCCGCAAAACAACACAAACUGGAUACUUGAUCGUGAAAUCUACGUAUAAAUGGAGUGUCCGCAUCUUGAGGAAAGUGCAAAAAUCACGGCGCCCUCUGUAAAGUCAGAAAACCUUCCCCAGCAGUUUACUUGUUCAGUGUGUAAAACAGAAAAAAGUCCCUGGAUUUGUUUAUGUUGUGGAGUGGUAAAUUGCGGCAGAUAUGUUAAUGGUCAUGCAAGGAAGCACCAAGAAGAAGACAAUGCACGUGCACAUUCAGUAUGCAUGGACUGUGAUAGUUAUUCGGCCUUUUGUUACGUCUGUGAUGAAUUUGUGGUCAAUGAUACCAAAGGAGGACAUCUUGAAAAACUCCGAAAACAUCUUCAGUCACUGAACAGUCCACAGAGCCGGCUGAGAGACAAAUCUAAAAGAAUUUCUCAAACAGAUUCAGUUGAAAAUAACAAAAGGAAAAAAAUGAAAUUGGACAAAGAUGCCAAUCCAAGAUCAUCUGGGCUUCGAAAUUUGGGGAACACAUGUUUUAUGAAUGCAGUUUUACAGUCACUCAGCAAUAUAGAGGAAUUUUGUGGUUACAUUAAACGUUUACCUUCUUUGGAAGAUCAAGUAUACAAAAUGAGGAAAUGUCAUUAUGCUAAACGAACAAAAAAUGGGGAAGAUGUGCUUUUAGUGGAAGAACUGCGGAAAACAUUGAUAGCUUUAUGGCAGGGAACCAAGACAGCUAUAUCCCCAGAUUCUCUCUUCUCAGUCAUCUGGCAAGUUGUACCCAGAUUUAGAGGUUACCAACAACAAGAUGCCCACGAGUUCAUGCGCUACUUAUUAGACCGACUACAUACAGAAUUACUCACUCUUUUACCGUACCCAAAUGACAACAGUCCGUUUAUUGGUCCAAAAGGCAAAAGUACAAUUGUGACUGCCAUUUUCGGUGGUUUACUUCAGAAUGAGGUCAAUUGUUUGAUAUGUAAUAUGGAAUCUAAAAAACACGAUCCUUUUCUUGAUUUAUCAAUAGAUAUUCCAAUCCAGUAUUGUUCAAAAACAGCUCUCAAAUCCAAAGAAAGUGAAGGAAGGUGUAAAUUAACUGAUUGUUUGACCAGUUUCACAGAUAUAGAAGAAUUAGAAGAAUCAGAACUUUAUAUGUGUAGCAACUGUAAGAAAAAACAACAUUCAACUAAAAAGUUUUGGAUUAGACGUUUACCAAAUGUUUUAUGCUUGCAUUUGAAGAGAUUUCGGUGGAAUUCUGUGUUUAGAUUAAAAAUUGAGACUUUUGUUGAGUUUCCAAUACGUGGUCUUGAUAUGAACCGAUAUGUGUUAAACAACUUGCAUGAGACACGAGGUAGCUUCUCUGGCAGCAACCUUUAUGAUUUAGCUGCUGUUAUUGUCCACCAUGGUUCUGGUGCUGGUUCAGGACAUUAUACUUCAUAUGCUAUUCACAAAGGUGUUUGGUACCACUUUAAUGACAGCAAUGUCACAGUAUGCAAUGAAGAGACUGUGUCACGCUGUAAAGCCUAUAUCUUGUUCUAUGUGCGACGUGAAUUCAAGCUUCCAGAAAAUAUUGGAGUAAACAAUAAACUUGAUGAUUAGAUAAUCCAUGCAUAUAUGUAGGCAGACCGCCAUGCCUCACACAUACACGUACACACACACGUAUACACCCACAGAUAUAUGAGCCAACAAAGGAGCCUCUAUGUGGUCGCUUGACCUGCUAGAAAUAGCAGCCAAAUUUCCCUUAAAUCUCACCCUACCAUCUUAAAAAAAGAUGAUAUCUAAUUAGGCUUGUUUGCUACUCGAGUUUUGAGCCCAAGAGCAAACAGAGGGUUUCUCUCCGGGCUUGCUGGUCUUCUGCUAGUGUUGCUAUUUGUCUUGGUGACCUCAUGAUUCUGGGUAUUGACCCUUAAAUGGAAGUAUUUGUCAACAGGGAGUGAGAGAAGGAGAGAGAAAGAGAGGGAGAGUAAGAAAAUGAAAAAACAAACAAAAAAAAAACAAAAGUUGUUGCAGAACUGGUUGCAUCGUUAGUUCUUAUGAACUCCCUCAGUUCUAUUCAAGCUGUACCAGGCUGUACCAAAUUGUACCAAUUGACUAUGCACAAUAACUUUUUAGUGUGCGUGUUUGUACAGAGAUAUUAAGCGUUCCUGGAGUUAAAGAUUUGGUUUCAGUUUUGCUGGGAAGCCCAGUGAAAGUAGAAGCUUCAUAAUUUAUACUACCUCAUUGUGCUUCAGCUCAGUGGCUGGAAAACUUUUCCUAUUUUCAUUCUAUUUUAGAUUUUUUAUUUUCAUUUUUUUUUUCUUCCAUUUUCCCCUUUUUUUUUUUCGUUCAUUUUUUCCUUUUUUUUUUUACCCUCUUAUUUUCAUAACCAUCUUUCAAAACUAUUUACAAGUUUAUAAAUUUAUUUCACUCAUGAAAAUGUCUUAAGUAUAUUUUCUAAUAAGUCCUGCCUUUCUUGGUCAACAAGAUUUAUUAGAAGCCAUUUAACAGUGGAUUGAUUCAUAGAACAGCAAUGUGCUAUCAACUUUUUUUUUUUUUAAUUUCUCCUCAUUCUCAACCAGUUUAUAUUCUAAUGUUAUUUUACAGAGAAUAGUUAAUAAUAAUUUUUAAUAUUUCAUACCAAACAAUGGUUUUAGUUAAUUGUAUUCUAAACUUUAGAAUGUAUAACUGUGUUUACAAUAACAAAAAAGAAAAAAACGAAACUAUUUUUAAAAAAUUUCAUUGAUCACAAAUUGAUUUAGGAGUUGUUGAAACUUAAGGGAUAUUCGCUGUUCGAAGUAGAAAAAUACUAUAUCAUGUUUUAUGGGUUCAAAUGAGCUUCUGAUUUGGUAUCUGGGUAACUUUUAAUAUUUUAGUUCUAUUUUCAAAUAACACUCUUUUGUUAACAUAAAUUGGCUCUAUUUGAGAUUCAAAAGAGGUUUUUUUUUUCCUUAGAUAUAACUUAUCAUAAUGGUCCUCAGAAUUUAAGAAGAAAAACAUCAAUUAGGAUUAUUGUCUUCAGCAAAAUUGCAGUUAUAAUAUGUUGUAAAAAACAGAAAUUAUUUUCUACAAACUAAAAACACCAGUGAUAAUUAUUAUCCACUAAAUCAUUUCAUGUUUCAAGCUAAGACAAAUUUCUGUCGUUCCCACAUCAUUUUUCAUUUAUUAUAAAAUAUAACACUUUUUUUAUUUUAUUUUCUGUCUUUCUAUUUUCUUUUCAUUUUUUUUUUAGUUGGUUCCUUGCAGAACUUCAUUGACUCAUUGGGUUUGUUUGCCUUUGAACAACUGAAUGUUGUCAUAAUUAUGUACUGAGGUCUUAUGAAGCAUUAUUGAUAUGUUGUCAUCAACAUCAUCAUCAUCACCAUCAUCAUUAUCAUCAAUAAUCAGUGUAAAAAGUGACAAAUAAAAGGUUUGGGCGAAGGCCUUAUCAUCUGUAUAAGAGAAAUUCUUUCAUGUUAUUAGUUGAGAUACAAGAAAGAUUUUGUCAUUUACAGAAAACUGUCCAUUAGUAAAGAAUUGUUCAAUAAGUAUACAACCUUAUUUCUAUUUAAAAUCAUCACCGUGAUCAGCAUUCUUCUUCUUCUUCUCAUUAUUAUUGUUAUUAUUAUUAAUUCUUUUUUCUCAUGGAACAAUGCAUUCAAGAAAUGUCUGUAAGUGAAGUGACUCUAUUUGUUAGGUAACAACAUCAUCUUUCAUAUGUUACGUCAGUUGUGCUAUCAGUGAAGUUCUCAAAUCUUCAGUCUCAUACUGCAGCCAGAUUAAUCAAAGAUUAACUCAUGCGAAAAAUCAGCAAUAUUGCCCAACUUGCCAUUAUAUUUAGCAUUUUCUUUCUUUUUUGUUUUUUUUCUCUUUAAACUGACAAAUGUUUUCUUCUGGUUUAACACCUUUCCAUGGCCCUUGGAUAUUUUUUUUGCAGAAAACACUGUUGCAACCGUUCAGGACUGGUUUUUGGUUUGAGGACACCUCAUGGAUUGUGGUUUAUUCUUCCUUCUCUCCACCACUGUGAGGCCCUACAAAAAGGCUGUGGGUGCUGUUAAUCCUUCGAUUAUAUCAUAAAUUCUUUUAAAAUGUUGUGUAAUAAGCGUGUGCUUUAAUGGCUGACAAGAGAGGUAACUGCUUCUUUCUAUGCUUAUUAAUUACCUCCCCUUUAUUAAACACUUCAUUCCCGAGUUUUGAUUCGACAUUUUUGUUUCACAGAAUAGAUACUUAGCUAAGGAAUAUUGUCUCUUGCAUCUCCAGAAUUGUAUCGAAACAGAUUAGACAGCAUCCCUAAGAGGAAUCUACUUUUAAAAAUAAAAUAGAAGAAAAACUUUUACAGGUUUCUGUCAUUGAAUGGACACCACUUUCAGAGAUUAUAGCUGACUCUUGGGAAGCUGAAAGGCAAAAGCAGCAUUUCUUCCAACUUUACGUUCUGAGUUCAAAUGCCACCCUUUCUGGGUCGAUACAAUAAGUGCCAGUUGAUUACUGUGGUCGAUGUAGUCAACUUACCCAACCCUUCAAAAACUGUUGACCAAAAUUUGAGAUUAUUAUUAUUUUUAUUAGGAAAAUAGUUGACAUGGCUUUUGUUCCUUACUCUAUUUUGUUUUAUAAAUCUGUGAGAAAUACAAGACAGCUGUAUGGUCAAGGAAUUUACUUUGCAAGCAUGUGGUUCAGAGGUCAAUCCCACUACCUGAUUUCCUUUUGUGUCUUCAGCCAUAGCUCAGAUUGAUCUCCUCAUGAGUGAAAUUUGAUAUACAGGAACUUCGGAUUCCCAUGGUGCAUGCGUGUGUGUGUUUGUGCGUGCGUGUGUGCUUCUGUGCCUGUAUGUGAUGUGCGUAUACUGGUGAAAGAUAUACACAUUAAACAUAUUAGCAAAAAAUUGAUUAACCAGUGGAUCGGAGAAAAAGCAUCUUGUGGUAGCUGUUUCACGACUUCACCUUGUCGUUUUCACCAUUGAAAAUAGAUUGAACAACUAUUGCUUCCUUGGAGAUUUGUAACCAACAAUGCUAUUUUUUGCAAAUUGCAACAUGAAAUUAAGUUAAACUAACGUUGGUGUAAUUCAUAUUCAGAUACAUAAGGCCAUGACCCCGGUUACAAAUAUAUCUGUGCUGGUUCUGUCAUUUAUGUCAUAUUUGUACUCAUAUAUUCACGUUUGUGUGUGUGGCAUAACUGAGUUCAAUCCUAUAUAUGCUGUGGUGCCUUAGGCAAGUAUCUUUUACUGUAUCCCUGGACUAAUCAAUGCCUUGUAAGGGAAUUUGGUAAUUGGAAACUGAAAGAAGCUUGAUGCGUGUGUGUGUGUGUAUGAGGGGGCAUGGCCUUGUUGUUAGGGUACUAAUGAUUGUGAGAUCAUCUCAUUUCCAGGACCCGGUUGUGCAUUGUGUUCUUGAGCAAAACACUUCAUCUCACAUUGUUCUGUGUUCAUUUUGCUACCUGACAUGUAAAUCACUGGGGGGAGCGACCUAAUGUACAGCAUAAACAUUUGAUCAGCCAUUUGUGCCGGUUGUUCAGCAAGAAAUUGCAGAACUGUCUUUCUUUGACUGUGAGAGACUAUCAUCACCGUGUGUGUGUGAAUGUUUACGAAACAUUAUGCUCAGGUGCUGCAGGUGAUGAUGUCUAUUGGACAUUUCCUGACAGCAAACCAUCCACUGUUUUUGCACUUUCAAAUUUUAGUGGAAUAAAAA